CAACACCGAAGUAUAGUUGUCUCCCCUUAAAACUUAAUAUAUAUAUUAUUAUUUUUUUUAUUUAUUAUUUAUUUAUUUUUUUGUUGCGUCCAGACAAUCUUAUAGAGGUAACCGUGUGAACCGUGGAAAUACGGUCUGUACAAAAAAAAGGCCAACAGCUAAUAUUGUUGCUGAACGCCUGACGAACCCUCAUUUGGAUAUACUAGUAUUAGUGGUAAAAGCAAAAGAAUAGGAACUCUAAUGCAGUCAAGUGAUUUAGUAAUGGAAAUGUGUUCCUCCAAUUGAACUGCUGCUUGUUUUUUUUUAACUUUAUAAUUCCGUUUUCUAAGAGAAUCUUUCUUUAACUUAGUUUAUAUGACUUCUUAAUUGUUGUAGUAGCAGAUAUUGUUUGCUGAUUUUUUUUGUUUUUGUUUUACUUCACGGAAGAACUUCCAAGUCAGGGGGUGACAAAAAAAAAAAAAAAAAAAUGCAAGCAAAUUCUAUCCUUCAAUUCAGGACCAUGCGCUGGUGUCGUAUACCACGUGCUGCGGCAAAGAUGUACUUUAUUUUGGUCGCCAUAUUUCUCACCUUGUUAUUCAUAAACUUUAUAAGAAAAGAUUCCACGACCUUUAAUAUAGAACAACUCAAAGGUUUUCUCCUGCACCAAGACCGAGAAUAUAGAGUGAGCGCUGGGAAACCGACUUUUAUUCAGGAUCAUCAGAGUAUGACAAAAAAGAACUAUGGUGCGAGUGAGGUGUCAAAAAAACCUGAAGAGCUCACUGAUACGCACUCUCAGUUCAAGAAUGAAACCGCCUCACGUGACAGUGAUGAGGCUCACGAUAUAAAAGACAACGAAAAGAACAUUCAAGACGAAAAAUCUGAUACUCCAAACACAAAGAGAGACGAUAAGAACGAAAUGGACGACAUUAAAAAUAAUGGAAACAACGAAAACAAAAAGCGCGAUGCUCAAGAAGCAAAGAAAGAGGAGGAGAAAGACGCUAAGUACAAUGUCACGCAUGUGGAAGAGGACGAUAAACUCAAAGGUGAUAAUGGCAGAAAUGUUGGUCGGUAUGAAAGGGACGAAGAAGCAACUGUAGACAACAAUCAGCAUGGAAAAGAUAAGGAUGAUCAAGGCACCAACGAAAAGAAAAACGAAAUCCAAGAUAAAAUUUCGCACAAAUCUCAGGCAGUCCGAGACGCUAACGAGUCUUCAGGAAAUGCCAAGCGAAAUGGAAAGGCGACAGACUCAAAUACAGGGAUGCUGACCACUCUUUUUCCAAGUAAGGCGCUGUCAUCGACAUUCAUUCCAAUGGAACCUGACACAGUACCGGUGGGACAGUCUCCUGAUAUCCCAAAGAGGUUCCUCAUCGAAGAGGCAGAUUACUGCAAGCGGCGACCCAAGUUGCAGAUCAUUGCGUAUGUUCACUCCUCCAUCUUGCGUGUCAAGCAACGAAAUGAAACCAGGAACAGCUGGGCCAGUGCCUCUGCCUACAACAUGGGUCCCAUGAAUGUCAGCAUCGGGGUCGUGUUCAUGGUGGGGCGUGCUAAGAACGAACUAGAACGUCUCAUAAUACAGGAAGAGAGUAAAAAAUAUCACGACAUUGUUCAGGGGGACUAUGGUGACCAUUAUCGUCUCCUGACAUACAAAAGUCUGGCUGGCCUCUAUUGGAUAAACCAACACUGCGCCCAUGUUCCUUGGACCCUCCAUUCUGAUGAUGAUACGCACAUUGAUAUAUUUCUGUACCACCAAACUCUUCAACAACUAGACGAGGGAUCGAAACAGAAAUUUAUAUGUAGAUACGUGUACGGCCCUGCUCUGAGGUAUGGCCGACAUAAGGUGAGAUACGAGGAGUAUCCGGCCAGGUACUACCCACUGUACUGCUCCGGUGGAGUGUGGUUCCUGCAGACAAGACUCAUCUCACGACUCUUCGAGGCCAGGAAAACCGUGCCUUAUUUGUGGGUGGAUGACGCUUACAUCACAGGACUUCUGGCCAGGAGGGCGGGUAUAGGACACCUACAGUUCCAAAGAUAUUACGGUGGACCACAUGUACAUCCACAAAAACUGGGAAAAGAAGUUGUAUGGUAUGUUAAAUUUGCUCCUCGUUCAGAGUGGUGGCAAAAAAUAGUUGACUACCAUAGGAACCAUUCCAUGCAGCAACCAGCCACUCUACCACAGUUUCAAAAAAAUAAAAAAAUAAAUAAAAUAAAUAAAAAAAAUGACAACCUAAAGAAAUUUACAUAAUGCUGUUCUCUCCUAUUGUUCACAGAAAUAUGUAGAAAAAAAAAAUUCUGAGAGAAAAUCAUGAAGUAAACGUAACGGGGUUCUUCCAUUAUGUUUACUUAUGACCGAAUAUCCUUUCGUAGCCAAGGCACCCAGGCCUAUAACAUUGCCCCCGAGGACACCGGCGUGAUCCCUCGUGAGGCUGCGUCACCCACUUACGUCAUCCCUGGUCAUGAACAGGACAGUGCCUCCCCUGAUGCUGAGGCACCCGAGCGCUGAGUAAAGGUGACUAAAGCCGUGUGGUUAAUGGUCCUAUUCGUAAUCAAUCUUACCAUAGUAGUGAUCAAGUCAAGAGGAGGCAGUAAACACUUGCCGAAACGAUAAUUACUCCCAGUGAGGUCUAAAGCACUGUUCAGGGGGUGCUGUGAACUUAUCAUUAAACCCAGCUGUGACCUCACUGAACGUUUCCCUUUGUGUCUCACAACACAAGGGGGCAGUCACAGCCUGCCCUCUAAAGACAACUCUCUUCCUCCACACAAAACUACAAGCACCAAAUAACACACACAUCCUUCACUCAAAAAUUUCAAAAUCAUCAUGGCGACUCCUACACCAGCCUCGGAGUCCCCAUCUGGGGAGGGAAUAAUAAAUGUUCCCAGGUCGGACUGCCUUUCUAUCGACGCCCCUAAGUGUCUUGACACCCCCCUCAACUUUUUCUUCAUUAACUUCUGCAACAUUCGCGGUCUAAGAUCUAAUUUUCAAUCUGUAGAACACCACCUCUCCUCUUCUAAACCUCAUCUUCUUUUCCUCACUGAAACUCAGGUGUCUGAGGCAACUGACAAUAGCUCCUUUUCUGUUCCCUCCUACUUUCUCUAUCCUCAUUUUCGAUACAAAGCUGGAUGUUGCAUUUAUGUGCGCAAUGACUUAACCUGCUCUCGUGCCCACACUCUUGAAUCUUCCGAGUUUUCCACCAUCUGGCUACGAUUACAGAGUCACUCUCAAACUAAAUUUGUCUGUGCUGUAUACCUCUCACCUAACUCUUCUGACUAUAAGAAAUUCUUUGACUACUUAACUUACAAACGGGAGCACAUUCUGACCCUCUUCCCUUUUGUAGAGAUCUCUAUUCUUGGAGACUUCAAUGUUCACCACUAGCUUUGGCUUUCCUCUCCCUUCACUGACCAUCCUGGUGAACUAGCCUUCAACUUUGCUAUCCUCCACGACCUAGAGCAAUUGGUGCAGCACCCUACUCGUAUUCCUAACCGUCUUGUAGAUACGCCCAACAUUCUUGACCUUUUCCUGACCUCUAACCCUUCUGUUUAUGCUGUCACCCUUUCAUCUCUGUUGGGCUCCUCUGAUCACAAUCUCAUAUCUGUAUCUUGUCCUAUCGCUCCAAUCCCACCUCAGGAUCCCCCUAAGCAAAGGUGCCUCUGGCGUUUUGUCUCUCCUAGUUGGGGGGGACCUGAGGAGGUAUUUUGCUGAUUUUCCUUGGAAUGACUACUGAGGUGAUAGUGUCUGGCAUGGAGGCGUACAUUCCUCACUCUUUUUCUCGUCCUAAACCUUCUAAACCCAGGUUUAACACAGCUUGUUCUCGUGCUAUACAUGAUGGAGAGAUGACCCACAAAAGGUAUUAAGCCUUCCAUCACUAGAAUCUCAUGCACUUUAUAUUUCUGCCCUGAACCAUACCAAGUCUGUUCUCCAACUAGCCAAAAACUCCUUCAUUAACAGAAAGUGCCAAAACCUUUCAAGAUCUAACUCCCCUCGUGACUUCUGGCGUCUAGCCAAAAAUAUCUCCAAUAACUUUGCUUCUUCUUCCUUCCUUCCUUUAUUUGAACCAGAUGGCACCACUGCUAUCACAUCUAUUUCUAAAGCUGAACUCUUCGCUCAAACCUUUGCUAAAAACACUACCUUGGACGAUUCUGAGCUUGUUCCUCCCUUUCCUCAACCCUCUGACUACUUCAUGCUACCUACUAAAAUUCUUUGCAAUGAUGUUUUCCAUGCCCUUGCUGGCCUAAAGCCUCGGUAGGCUUAUGAACCAAAUGGGGUCCCUCCUAUUGUUCUCCGAAACUGUACCUCCGUGCUUGCACCUUGCCUAGUCAAACUCUUUCAGCUCUGUCUGUCAACAUCUACCUUUCCUUCUUGCUGGAAAUCUGCCUACAUUCAGCCUGUUCCUAAAAAGGGUGACCGUUCUAAUCCCUCAAACUACCGUCCUAUUGCUUUAAUUUCCUGCCUAUCUAAAGUUUUUGAAUCUAUCCUCAACAGGAAGAUUCUUAAACAUCUAUCACUUCACAACCUUCUAUCUGAUUGCCAGUAUGGGUUCCAUCAAGGCCGCUCUACUGGUGAUCUUCUGGCUUUCCUUACUGAGUCUUGAUCAUCCUCUAUUAGAGGUUUUGGUGAAACUUUUGCUUUGCCUUGGACAUAUCAAAAGCUUUUGAUAAAGUCUGGCACAAAGCUUUGAUUUCCAAACUACCCUGCUACGGCUUCUAUCCUUCUCUCUGUAACUUCAUCUCAAGAUUCCUUUCUGACCAUUCUAUUGCUGCUGUGGUAGACGGUCACUGUUCUUCUCCUAAAUCUAUUAACAGUGGUGUUCCUCAGGGUUCUGUCCUGUCACCCACUCUCUUCUUAUUAUUCAUUAAUGAUCUUCUAAACCAAACUAUCCACUCCUACGCUGAUGAUACCACCCUGCACUUUUCCACGUCUUUUCAUAGACGUCCAACCCUUCAGGAAGUAAACAUUUCACGCAGGGAAGCCACAGAACGCUUGACUUCUGAUCUUUCUAAAAUUUCUGAUUGGGGCAGAGCAAACUUGGUAUUGUUCAAUGCCUCAAAAACUCAGUUCCUCCAUCUAUCAGCUCGACACAACCUUCCAGACAACCAUCCCCUUUUCUUCAGUGACACUCAAUUGUCCCCCUCUUCUACACUGAACAUCCUCGGUCUGUCCUUUACUUAUAAUCUGAACUGGAAACUUCACAUCUCAUCUCUAGUUAAAACAGCUUCUAUGAAGUUAGGUGUUCUGAGACGUCUCCUUCAGUUUUUCUCACCCUACCAGCUGCUAACUCUGUACAAGGGCCUUAUCCGUCCAUGUAUGGAGUAUGUUUCACAUGUCUGGGGGUGGGUUCCACUCAUACUGCUCUUCUAGACAGGAUGGAAUCAAAAGCUUUUCGUCUCAUCAACUCCUCUUUUCUAACUGACUGUUUUUAGCCUCUCUCUCAUUGCCGCAAUGUUGCAUCUCUAGCUGUCUUCUACCGCUAUUUUCAUGCUAACUGCUCUUCUGAUCUUGCUAGCUGCAUACCUCCCCUCCUCCCGCGGCCUCGCUGCACAAAACUUUCUUCUUUCUCUCACCCCUAUUCUGUCCACCUCUCUAACGCAAGAGUUAACCAGUAUUCUCAGUCAUUCAUCCCUUUCUUUGGUAAACUCUGGAACUCCCUGCCUGCUACUGUAUUUCCACCUUCCUAUGACUUGAAUUCCUUCAAGAGGGAGGUUUCAAGACCCUUAUCCUUCAAUUUUUGACUACCGCUUUGGACCCUUUUAUGGAACUGGCAUUUCAGUGGGCAUUUUUUUUAUUGGAUAUUUGUUGCCCUUGGCCAGUGUCCCUCCUACAUAAAAAAAAGUUACUACAAACUUGCUGACAUAUUUUACAGCCUACACAAGUCGAUGACCUCAAAAAAACUGACUCACUAUUAGCCUCAUUAAUGUACGAGUUAGAAGGACAUAGAAAAACUACACAUGUUCGUGUGUAAAGGUGGUCAAUCCUAGACUACCGAGACAUGUUUCCUACGAAUAACUAGUUAGAUUUUAAAGGAUUAACUCCUUAGGUAGCAAUGUAAAUAGGUCGACGUUGCCGUCGUCAAAAUUAAAUGUAAGGCGAAGCAGCGAACGAUUCUCUCAGACCUUAAAUAGAUUCCAAGAGUGGAGUGUUACAAGUUUCUGGAGGGUGCUCACACUCUGCAGCACCAUGAAGCUCCCAGUCGUUCUCUGUCUUGUCUUGGUCGUAAGCAAUACUUAGAAGAUUUUCCCUAAGUGCCAUGUGUGUCUCGACUUAGUAUGUUGUUUCCAGUAUACAGUGGUCUCCAUAUAUUUUAUGUUAUUUUUCAUGUGUUGAUAUAAUACUGAAUCUCAAUGAAUGAUUUAAUAUCUUUUGUGGCACUUCGCAUGUAGUGCUAAUAUUUCAAUGUUGCAUUUGAGUAUUCUUUUAUGUGAUAAUAUUAUGUGUGCCUUUACAUGUUGAUGUGUUAUGUGUUACUGAAUGACCUGAGUUGGUCGAUAAAGCCCUGCUAAAGUAACGUGAAUAAUGACAUCAAGAUUUAUUGAAAGGCCACUCGAUGGUGGAGUUAUUGUCUUUUGUUGCCUGCGUGUGUUAUUGGAAUGUUGACUUUUCUGAACUGCGUUUGUGGCUUACCCCACUGUGAGAACUCCAGCCUUAACUCUCGGUUACCUGGACUUAAACUCUGAAGUGCUUGGUAUAUAAAUAAUUAGUGCAGUUCCUGCGUAGAUUCUGCUUUACCUUAAAGGUAAGUUGGAGGAUUACGACAAUCCUAAAAAAGCCAAGCUUUGGCAAGUAAAGUGAUGGUGAUAAUGAUGAAUAUGAUAAUGAUGAUAGUGAGGAUGAUGAUGAUGAUGGUGAUGGUGAUGGUGAUGAUGAUGGUGAUGAUGAUGAUGAUGAUUCUUGGUGCGUUCAUUGCAGGAUAAGACCCUUGUCACGUUGACUCGAAGUAUUGACUGAAUCAGUCAGACCUUGAGUACAUGAAUAAGUUCUUAUGAGGAUAGAAAAUAAACUGGUAACGUACAGCUUUAGCCUCAAAGAAACAAAAAUACAGAAUUAUAUCACUACACAGAAUUACUCAAGCUAGGACAAGCAUACUAAACAGAGAACUAUGUAGUGAAGACAUUCACAUGGUCUUUGAACUCCUGUAGGUAGGAUCACUCUCAACAACGGACGUCUGUUCGUGAUGUGUACUCACCAACACAAACUGUUCAUGACGUCUGCUCACCAACGCAGUAUAAAGAUUCUGGUUAAGCGCUCUGUGUGUGGAGUCUUUGACACUCUUUACUUAACCUCCAUUAACCCCAGCAGCAUAACAUCUUCCUAUCUUUUGCACUGCCUUCAUCUGCCCCUCCCCCCUUAUCUCUCUCUCUCUCUCUCUCUCUCUCUCUCUCUCUCUCUCUCUGCAAUAACACUUCUCCUGUCGGCCUUCGCACGAAAGUGAGAUUCAUGUCUGGCAGUCGCUUCAUGAUAUAGUUUCGUAGCUCUGCUACUUACACUUACAGGUCUGGGGCACCUCGCUUGGAGAGGGUUGUACCCCAAGGUCCCCACUAAUCCUGACUCCCUGAUGUCUGCAACCUCCUCUAAGAAAGUUUCGUAAUUGGGCUUCAGGGCACUGAACCCCAUGGUUCUCUCCUUAAGCUUCUGUACUUAGUUGUCAUCGCUCGUUAUCACCCCCUAGUUAUGUUGAGGAACGACGUUCCCUUGCCUCUAACGUAGCCAUAGUAGGUAUUCCUUGAUCCGUCCCUUCCAGAAUUGGUUAGAAUUUGAACAUGGUUCCAAUUUCGCCUAUACGUCUUAUUUAUGACUGAUUCCUUCCAUGUAUGUAGUAUAACAUGUUUCAUCCUCAUCUCCUGUCAAGAAUGUGUAUCUUCUCUUAUACGUCUCAUUUAUGUGUGAUUCCUUUCCAGUAUCUACUGUGACAAGUUUCAUCCUUAUCUCCGCUCAAGAAGGCGUGUUUCAUACCCUUAGCCUCACACCAGCUGUCAGCAGCUAGUUGUAGUUCUCUGCUAGCUCUUAGUUCCAAGGUCGGACCUGACUCAUUUAGGGGAACUUCUGUAAGCACAGAAUCUCAAAGGGGAGUGAUGAAUAUGUCAGCAAUCAGAGAAGUCAGGACCUUUAAGUGGAUGGCUAAAGUAGUCAGAUAUAUAAUGUAUAUAAACGCAUCCCAUCCUUUGACUUGUGCUGGUCCUUGUUUGAUUAGGAAUGGUCCAAAGCAGCUCAGCUGUCAAUGGUUGAAGAUCCUCUUUCCUGACUUCCGAUCCUCUGGCAAGUCUGUUUGAUAUUGAUAACUGUUCCAUAGCGGUGCUUGACCCGCCACUUGCGUUUCAUUGUGGAAGCUGUCUUGAGUUAUUCUGCUCUGCCACUUCUGGAUCUUUGUGAACUGUGAUCGGAAAAUUUCGCAGACUCUCAGUUGUGACCUCGUUCAGUGGCUGUCUGUUGUUUGAAUCUGUGCAGGAGUCGCCCUGAAGUCGCAGGUGACCUUUCUGAGGCUAUGUAGAAACCGUGAUGACGCCUUUCUACAACAGAAGCCCUUCUGAAGCCUUUUCUCUUAAAUAGCUAAUUCUCUUCACCUGAUCAGCUAACUGACAAUUCAUUGUGACCAAUACCCUGACUAGACAAAGGCACCUGGUAGGAGAGUGGUUACGCUAAUGAGAGAGAGAGAGAGAGAGAGAGAGAGAGAGAGAGAGAGAGAGAGAGAGAGAGAGAGAGAGAGAGAGAGAGAGAGAGAGAGAGAGACCAGACAUGUGCGUCACGGUGCAAGCUAGAGAGAAAAAUUAGUCACUCGCCAGUGCUGAUGCACGAUUACGUGUUGAAUGAGACUGGCAAUUUCUUUAACUGCACAGUAGCCACAGAGAAUUGGUGAGAAUGUACCUUUGUACCAAUGUGUGUAAGUCAGCCCUGUUUUUGUGGAAAUAUCUCUUCAUAGUACUACCUUCAUCAUUGACACAUCUUCCUUAAGCCUAUUACCGUUUGUCUUCUAAUAGUUAUUGUCACGCAAUCACAUAAAUAGCCUUGGCUUAGGAACUGUUACUUUCCUUUCCUACGGCAUAUGUCAUAGGUAUAACAAUGUAACAACUCAACACUAGCAUCUCCAGCAUAAAUUCCUCACCUCACAAUCAUUUUUACCACUACCAGCACACGUAGCCCUAUAAUUCAUUGAUAUUGUCCACCCAUUAUUCCGCCGGCAAGUUACAGUUGUAGUCCCCAAUGAUGGCUGGUUGGAUUAAUUAAGGUCGUCCAUUUGUACUCACUACAUUAUUAUGGAAAAGAUCGAGAACCUCCCCGUGUUAUUCAUAGUAAUUUCCUCUCGCACCGUUGAUGGAAGCAACAGCUCAAGCUUUUUAUGUGAAGACACAAGUGGAUGGUUGAUAGCUAUGGAAGGAAAUAAAAAGAGAAGAGCAUUGAGUAAAGAGUGUAAGGAAUGUGAAUUUAUAGGAAGGCUUAAUGAAAAGGAAAUUUGUAAAAGUUGUGAAGGCGACAUUGAGAGCCAAGCAUCAAGUAAGGAAGUCUGUAAAUACUGCAAGAUAAAGGUUAGUGAUGAUGAAGGUAUUCAGUGUGAUAAAUGUGCAUCGUGGAAUCAUGCAUCUUGUGAAAAUAUGUGUAACUUCAUUAAAAGCACUUGAGAAAGAUGAAAAUAUGUUGUGGUUCUGUAAAACAUGUAACCCACAUAUACUGGCACAACUUGAAGAAGCUGAAAAUUACAAAGUUAAUAAUAAUGAGAUGAAAAAUGAGCUUAAAAUAAUGAGGGAAGAAAAGGAUGAAGCAAUGAAAAAAUAAGCAAUCCAAUGAAGAUAAUUGGUGUUACUGUACGUAAAGUGUAUAUACCUCAUGUAAUCAUAAGUGAAAUGUUCAAUAGUUUUCUACUUGCAUGAAGACAUAUGUAAUAUGUGAAAGUAUCAGUACUCAAUGCUAUAAGAAGCACCAACACAGAUACUCACUUAUUAAUAGAGUGUGGUUAACCUGCUGGUCGCCUGUGGGCGUCACUUACGGCCAAGUCGCGCUCAAAGACAGGCAGGAAGGUGACCGGGGUAAAUACUUUAAUUUUGUAGUAAAAACUGAUUGUCAUAGUGCCAAGUUGAUUAUAUAUAUUGUUAAUGAAUACUGUAAUAUGUUGAAAGUGAUAUCAGUGUAUAAUGUUCUUUUGUAAGAAACUGAGACCGAGAACUUGUUUGCAGUUCUUACGGUCAUGCCUACCUCAUCAAUAAAUGUCAGAGAGAG
Messenger RNA from Scylla paramamosain (green mud crab), 10177 nucleotides. RefSeq lists its product as uncharacterized. The transcript has 5 exons. The coding region runs from base 467 to 2221 and encodes 584 amino acids. Gene Ontology annotation, cellular component: Golgi membrane. NCBI's taxonomy places the organism in Eukaryota, Metazoa, Arthropoda, Malacostraca, Decapoda, Portunidae. Gene Ontology annotation, molecular function: hexosyltransferase activity. The record is from RefSeq and is a predicted model, not a curated record.